This is a messenger RNA of Helianthus annuus (common sunflower), 945 nucleotides long. Its product is annotated as leucine-rich repeat receptor protein kinase EMS1. The record is from RefSeq and is a predicted model, not a curated record. Gene Ontology annotation, molecular function: protein binding. Lineage: Eukaryota; Viridiplantae; Streptophyta; Magnoliopsida; Asterales; Asteraceae. Bases 1 to 945 code for a protein of 314 amino acids. The transcript has 2 exons.
AUGGGUUUAAAAGCACCCAUUUGGAGAAUUUUGUGGAGCAAGAUGAAGAAAGAAAAGAAGAAUACUCAUUUUAGUUAUGAUCCAUGUGAGUAUGCUCAAAAUUUCGAUGAGGGGUUAAUGGUGAAUGAUUAUGAUGAUCUCUCGAGAUCGUUUUCGGCUCGUUUCGCAGUCCCGUCUACUGUUGUUUUCGACAAGGAGUCCCACUGUCAUCAUCUUCAUCACCCCAAACCUUAUCUCACCAUUAUCAUCUUCUUUACCCAACCCACCUCCAAUCUUACCCCAUCACCAUUACAAAGAUUGGUUUUGAGUAACAACAGGUUUACAGGGGGUAUACCGAAGGAAAUUGGAAGUUUAGCUUCACUUUCGGUUCUUAAUUUGAAUUCGAAUAAUUUUUCUGGUGUCAUUCCUGUUGAAAUCGGGAGAUGUAGUUCUCUUACUACAUUGGAUCUUGGUAACAACAGGUUUAAUGGGUCGAUUCCGGUUGAGAUCAAUGGUUUAUCUCAGCUGCAAUGCUUGGUGCUUUCGAAUAAUGAUCUUUCGGGUAGGAUUCCUUCUUCGAACGGUUCGAAGUACUUCAGGGAAGUUGGUAUUCCCGAUUCGAGUUUCGUUCAACACCAUGGGUUGUAUGAUCUUUCGCAUAAUCGGUUGACUGGUUCAGUUCCGGAUGAGUUAGGAAACUGUUUGGUUGUGGUGGAUCUUUUGCUUAAUGAUAACAUGCUUUCCGGUGAAUUACCGAAAUCUCUAGCAAAGUUGGCCAACCUCACGACGUUAGAUCUUUCCAACAAUGUGUUAUCCGGUGGUUUACCUGCUGAAUACGGCCGGUCGAUGAAACUUCAAGGUUUGUAUCUGGAGAAUAAUAACCUGACUGGGAGUAUCCCGCCUGAAUUAGGCCAACUCCAUAGUUUGGUUAAGCUUAAUUGUCUCUCAAUUAUAUAUGUUUGGUGA